AUGGCUGAGCAACGUUUUUUUUUGCAUUUACAGCAUUUUAAAAAUUCGGAUGUGAAACCUUGGAUAAAACCUGGUCACGGCAGCAAAAUAAUUCCAUGUGACACUUUUGAACAUCAUGCUGAAUACCAAUCAAUAAUAACACAAUUUGAUUUGGUGUGCUCAAGAGACAUCCUGGUGGCCACUACUCAGUUUUUCCAUCUUUUCGGAGUUCUUCUUGGGGGUAUCAUAACUACAAAAUUGUUGGAAACAAUUAGUCCACGCAAUACAAUGCUCUUAGGGAUGUAUGCUCAGAUUUUAUGUGGAUGUAUAACUGGUUUAGUUGAUGUUUUCGAGCUGCACAUGAUGUUCAGAUGUUUGAGUGCUAUUUGUUGUGGAUUAAUGUAUACAGCUGGUGGAGUAAUAAUGAGCGAUAUUACUGGAGGUAAACAUAGAACUGCAACCAUUUGUCUGUUUGAACAAUUUUGGUCAGUAGGAGUCAUGUUGUUACCAGGAAUAGCAAGUUUUUGGCAAAGUUGGUCACAAUUAUACCUAGCUAUUUCACUUCCAACGUUCAUUUUAAUAAUACUUCACAGGUGGAUACCCGAUUCACCAAAUUGGUUACUAGAACAUGGACGUAUUAUGGAAGCCAAAUCUGUACUAAUAGAAUCAACAAAAAUCAACAAGAAUACGUUUCUUCAAAACGACAUUGACUUACAGCUCAAAACUGCUUCUCAAGCCGAAAUGGACAAAGUGUCAGAAGGAUGGUGGAUGAUUUGGAAAGAAAAGACAGCUAUAAAAAAUCUUCUGAGGGUCCAUUUAGCGUGGUCUAUUUUCAUUGUCGUAUACUAUGGAAUGCUGUUAAAUAUUCGAGCUUUUGGUAGAGAUCAUUUAACCAUGAAUACCAUAAUCGCAGGAGCUUGUGAAAUGAUAGGUACAUUUGGAGGUUUAUACCUGAUAAUCUGCUCUAAUAAAAAAUGGUUUUGGUGUGGAUUAUUGAACAUCGCCGGAGGAUUGAUUGCAUACAUCGCAUGGAUAAUUCCUACAAAUAUUUCAGAAAAUCAACGAGUAAUGCUUUUGAUGCUGACUGCAAUGGUGUCAAAAGCGACAAUAUCUGUUGCAUUAUCUAUACUAACCACUUGCACGACAGAGUUAGUCUCACAACCAAUGAAAAAAGGAGCAGCGUAUUCCGCAACGGUUUGGGCGAGAAUUUGGUUACUAGGAGCACCUUUCAUAGGAGCGACAAUCAUUUUUGGACAACUUAUUCCACAAACGGCAUUUGGGUCACUAACAAUCAUUGGAGGAAUAAUCAUUGGAGGGAUUCAUAGUCCUCGUACACAUCCAUUGGCUAAAAAGAGACAUUUUACGAAGAAUCUAUUUGCACUUCAAAAACUGACAGGGAAGUGA
Messenger RNA from Culex quinquefasciatus (southern house mosquito), 1383 nucleotides. Its product is annotated as organic cation transporter-like protein. The transcript is spliced from 9 exons. The record is from RefSeq and is a predicted model, not a curated record. Gene Ontology annotation, biological process: transmembrane transport. Gene Ontology annotation, molecular function: transmembrane transporter activity. NCBI's taxonomy places the organism in Eukaryota, Metazoa, Arthropoda, Insecta, Diptera, Culicidae. Bases 1 to 1383 code for a protein of 460 amino acids.